AUGGCUACGGUGCCGGAUCCCGAGACUAAACCCGCUUCUUCGUCUCCACCAGCAUCAGCUUUAUCCACCGUUACCGUUAACCCGGAUCCGAGUAUACCACCUAUUAAACGGCGUGCUCCUAUUGCUUGCCGAAGAUGCCGACGAAUGCGUAGCAAAUGUAUUCAUGAAAAGGCAGCUCCUUGCAAGUCAUGCCUAGAAGCGAAUGUGCCCGAAGAAUGCGUAUUCCCAGCACGUGGUGCCUUAGAUCAUGAUCGCUCGUUUCGACACCCACGCCAGAGAGCCGACAAGAGACUUAAAAGCGACAUCAAAGUCAAGAAAGAGUCUUCCUCGCCAGGUUUUGUACGCGAUGUUCUCGCCGACUACAACCCCCCAAAGCUAGAAAACGAAUGGGAUCUGCUCCCAAGCAUCGAAGUUGUAGUGGACGGCAUCAAUGCCUUCACGAAUAACUUCUUCCAACUAGGGUUCAUCCCUAAAAAGUAUUUUCCUAAGAUGGUACAGGAAAAUCCAUCGUCCGUGAGUGCAUUCCUCCUAUUGAGUAUUCUCGCAAUCUCAGCUAGGUUCAGCAAGGCUUUGGCGGAAGACUACGGUAGUGGACUCAAAGCGGCGACUGAGUUCAUGCAUAAGGCGCAAUGCCUUGCCACCCACGAGCUUUACCAACAGCCCACCCUCGAGAGGUGCCAGGCGUUUUACCUGUUGAGUAUUGCGGAGCAAGGAAGUGGGAAAUCAAACACAAGCUAUAUCAGCGCAGGCAUUGCUUUUAGGAUGGCUGCGCUUAUGCGACUUCAUCGGGAAGAAGCCUAUGGUCCUAUUACAUGCAAUUCGCCCAUAGAGCACCGGUUACGAGCCGAGUCCGCUCGACGUACAUUUUGGAUGCUCCACAGCCAAGAUAACCUUCAUUCAGGUCCCUAUAAACCCCUAUCACUGGCACCCGGCGACAUAACCGCUCUUCUCCCUAGCGAUGAAACAGAAUUCGAGAAUGGCAAGAUUCCUGAGCGCCGCGCUGCCCUCGAUGGAACCCCUCCAGCUAUUCAAGAUCCGGGUCUCACGAUACUCAGGCCAAGAUCUCUAUUUGCGUCGUUGAUGCAAGCGCAUAAUCUAUGGGGAAUCAUCGCUCGACGACUCCUUUUUAAUAGGAAAUCUGGUCGGCCUAAUGAUGGCUGUAGUGAAUACGCGAAAUUGAACCGGAGGCUUAUGGACUUCGAACAGAAUCUUCCGAGUGACCAUACGUUUGGUAAGAUCCUGCUUGGUGGUUAUAGACACUAUGGCGAAGAUCUCGCGUAUCUCGGCUUGACUGGUUGUGUUCGACUUUGUCAUAUUAUUCUCCGUAAAGAGUAUAUGGAAGACAUGAUUCGGCAUGCUGAUGGGAACCCUUCGAACCCCGAGGUAACCUUUUAUAAAGGCAUGGCUAGAGAAUUGUUCUUCAACGUUAGAAAGUUGUACUCGCAAAUUGAGGCCCAUUACGAAGAUGGCGUUGAAGGGAAAAGAGUUGGUUCUCAGAUGGCUGGGUUCAUUAUAUACGGUUGUGGAUUAUUGGCUUCAUAUUUAUGCAAAUUUCCUCAACUGGAUGUCCAUCACGUAGGGCAAAAUCUCGAAGACAUAAAAGCUGAAGGUCGCGCCAUGUAUACUCGCAUCGUAUCCGUACUAAGGGAAUGCCAGAAGGCGUGGCCUCUGGCUGAAACUUGGUGUAACGGCCUAGAGAAAUGGUAUGCGGACUCGAAUCCUGAGCGAAGGACAUUCCAAGGCGGUACAAUGACUGAUGGGAAAGAACCUCAACCUUACGCCCUCACUGUCAUGCAUCCCCGGACUACCACGAGUCUUCAAUCCGAAGCUCUUAACCCUACUCGACUACGUACCACACCUCCGACAGCUUUUGCAGAUGAGCAACGACAAGCAGUAGUCAGCAAGGUUACUGAGCCACACCGACUCGCGCCGUUACAACAAUCACCGCCCGGCUACGCCCAACCAGUGUGCCUACCACCGUUAUCGCAAACCCCGUACGGGGCACAAUAUCAACAAUCAGUUCCCCCUCCACUGACACUGCCUCCUCCACCAUCACCACAACAGCCCUCUCACCCGCCAAACUACACUCAACAAUUAUAUACAAGCUCCGGUCUCGAUAUGCUAGCCCAAGCAUCCCACCAGCCGUCAACACAAACGGGAAUAAAUCCAUACCAACAACACCAGAGCACCGGAUAUUACCCCGAAUACCCAACAUCUGCCACCCUCAACGACGGCUUCGACAGUAACUUACAGAUUCUCGUCGAUGGCGCAAGAAGCCAAUGGCCCGGGACGGACACCGAUGCCACGGGCGUUAUGUAUGACACAUACGACAUACCGAGUUAUCUACCCCAGCGGUGA
Hypoxylon trugodes is the source of this 2358-nucleotide messenger RNA. RefSeq lists its product as uncharacterized. The coding region runs from base 1 to 2358 and encodes 785 amino acids. The record is from RefSeq and is a predicted model, not a curated record. Lineage: Eukaryota; Fungi; Ascomycota; Sordariomycetes; Xylariales; Hypoxylaceae. Gene Ontology annotation, cellular component: nucleus. Gene Ontology annotation, molecular function: DNA-binding transcription factor activity, RNA polymerase II-specific; zinc ion binding; DNA binding. The transcript is spliced from 11 exons. Gene Ontology annotation, biological process: regulation of DNA-templated transcription; DNA-templated transcription.